UGUAAAUGCAGUAAUCAUGCGGAGAGGUUCUGACUUGGGGGAAUUGGUGAGGUAGUUGUGAUAAUUGAAGGCUCCUUUAUUCUCUUGAAUCUUAGUUGUUCUGGUGCUACUGAGCUUUUUGAUAUAUCGGCGCGGCGAGGGAAAGACUCGGCCGCAGCCUGCUUACCUCAUCGUCACAUGACUGGCUCUCGCGGCCUAGACGAGAAGUGGACAGAUUGAUCUUCAACGUCGUCAACAUUGAGCGAAUACACUGCGUACAAUAGCUGCAAGAGCUGCUACAACCUCAGCCAACAGUCGCUGUAUAUUCCUUGCCUAUAUCCCCUACAUUUUCUGCCUGCAGGGACGCAAGGAAACUUGAGCGGGAUCCUUUACACGCUCAAUGCGUUCUUUCCAAGCUAGCCACCCAUUCUGAUCCCCAGCCUGUUCUACGCUUUGCCAGACACAGGCAUAAAACUCGCUGAUGUCCUGGUGACACGACACUCCUUGAUGACCUUCCUUUCUUGCAGUCGUCGCAUUUACCCAGCUUUAAUUUCUCCUGCGCGUCUUGAAUUGGCCCUCAGUCAGCUACGACCGGCGUCUACUGACCCCCGCAUCCUCCGCCUCUGCCCUCUGCACCCGAACCUCCGCUCUGAAGCAAGGAACCAUGCUGUUACAAGCGCUCCCUUGCCUUUGGCUAUGGGUGUUGGGCCUAUGCCUGGGUCUGUCCCAUGCCUCUGAUGAUCCUCAUGAUUUCGAGGACCAUGCCGACGUUAAACGAGUUCCUAUGAUCCCCUACAGUAUAUCUCAACCGUAUAUAGAUACCGAGUCGGAAAGCCGUUGGUUCGAUUAUGGUGGUGAUACCGUCAUUCGCACGGAUCAAUAUAUUCGUCUUACUCCGGAUCGACCAUCGCGACAAGGCUGGCUAUUCUCUCGCGUUCCGUUAACCGCGACUAAUUGGCAGGUCGAAGUCGAAUUUAGCAUCCACGGCGAAGGAAACCUUCAUGGAGAUGGUAUGGCGAUAUGGCUCACCAAACAACGCUCAACUAAGGGCCCUGUAUUUGGCUCCAUAGACAAGUUCGAAGGAUUGGGUAUCUUCUUUGACACGUAUAAGAAUAAUCGCCCAUCCGUUGCGUUUCCCUAUGUUAUGGCUAUGCUGGGCGAUGGUCAGACAUCGUAUGACCAGGCACAUGACGGCAAAGCCAAUGAGCUUGCUGGAUGCUCGGCUCGAGGACUUCGUGGCGCAUCCGUCGCUACAAAGGCCCGUAUAACCUACUUCCAAGACAAGUUCCUCGCCCUCGACCUGCAAUACAAAUCGGACCAUUCCUGGACCCCUUGCUUCACCGUUGAAGCGACCGAGCAACAAUCUAUAAACAUACCCACUGUCGCCUACCUCGGUAUGUCCGCCGAGACCGGCGAACUCAGCGACAACCAUGACAUCAUAUCUAUCAGCACCUACUCGCUAUAUGACAAGGCGCCGGAAGACAAACAGACUGGCUCCCGCGGUGCUGGUAGGAAGGCUACUCAAAAGUCAAAGACUGGGAAGGGAAGCGCUUAUAGUAGGAGUGGUGAUGAUGGUACUGGUGCCGGGGGAUGGUUUUGGUUUUUCUUUAAGAUCAUCAUGUUCCUAUUUCUUAUUCUGGCGGCAUAUAUUGGUUUCACGGCUUUUAGAGCCAGUCAAAGACGGAGGUUUUGAUAUCGAUAUUUCCGUUGUGAUGAAUGAUAGUCGAGGUUGUCAUUUUCUUUCCCCCUUCCUCACCCUAAAUUCUUAUUCUUCCGUCCUAAAUCGUUUCUUAUGUGUAUUCUCUCAGGGUUCCUUGCGUUUGCUGGUUGUAGCAUUGUUUCUGCAUGCAUCAUAUAUACCUUGAUUUUCUGACGGCUCGAGCUUCGCCGGUUUUUACUACCUUUGCUCUUUCUUUCUUUCUUUCUUUCUUUCUUUCUUUUUUUUUUUUUUUUUUUUUUUUUUCACUUUCCACCUCCUAAACAAUCUCCCUUUGCACCAUUUCUUUUCCCAGCACUUGGAUAAACGAGAAGGGUUGACUUACUCAUUAUCAAAAGCGCAAUUCGAAGAUGAAAACCAAGGAAAGAAAGAAGAAAGGAUCGAAAUAAAUCUUGUGACCAGGUCCAAAUUCCUGAUUUAAUUCCCUUCUGUUCCAAAGGGCGAUUAGGUCAUCUCAGAUGUCUUCAGAAUGCUUUAGUGGUUGUGUGAUUAGCCCUGGAAACUCAACUCAUCUCUGCAACGCCAGGGGCAUGCACAAGAUAAUCCGCCCGCCUAGUGUCCCCUGUUAGCAAAAAGCCCUAUUAGCGGUGACCUAAGUCAGGAAGGUUCUGAACUCUGCCUCAAGUUACCCCGCCUCAAAUCGACAGGGAGCAGAUGUCGUCUCUCCGCGUGGGCUCAGUAGAAGUAAUAUCUAAACUUACCCCAUCAGCACGUGUCCUUUCAAAUAAGCACCCUUUACGCCAACCUCGCCUGCCCGGUCAUCUUACCGGUGGAAUGGUUUGAUGCGUUUAUUUAACCUGGAUGGAGUGAUAAUUCUUGGUGACGAGUAAAUAGAAACAAGAUGAUGAUCUGAUAAGAUAUGAAUUUGUGUGUUGUAUUUUCG
This is a messenger RNA of Blastomyces dermatitidis ER-3, 2579 nucleotides long. RefSeq names its product lectin, mannose-binding 2. Bases 644 to 1672 code for a protein of 342 amino acids. The transcript has 6 exons. Gene Ontology annotation, cellular component: COPII-coated ER to Golgi transport vesicle; endoplasmic reticulum membrane; endoplasmic reticulum-Golgi intermediate compartment. Gene Ontology annotation, biological process: endoplasmic reticulum organization; Golgi organization; endoplasmic reticulum to Golgi vesicle-mediated transport. Gene Ontology annotation, molecular function: D-mannose binding. The record is from RefSeq and is a predicted model, not a curated record. NCBI's taxonomy places the organism in Eukaryota, Fungi, Ascomycota, Eurotiomycetes, Onygenales, Ajellomycetaceae.